CACAUCACCAUCACCACCAGCAAUACUGGCACGAGGCCCCCCGCAUUCUCAUAACUUCACCUUCCAUCAGCGCGUAGUUUCCGUUCGCCACGUCAUUUUCCACCUGCCCGAACCAACCAAGUCUCUCGUAUCGACAGCCAUGUGCACGUUCUCACGGCUCGCUACAUUGAGAGCAACUGACGGGUUCCUCGGCUCGAGAAUGGUCUCUCUUGCUGCUGCUCUGUCCCGCCAUCCCAGUCGCGCUGCAAGACGGGAGGAGCGGGAGAUUGGGUAGAGACGGCGGGGGCACGGAUGGAGGACUGCAUGGAGGUUGCGCGGACGGGCGGACGGCCCAUGGGAGAUGGUCCGACGGAGAUCAGUGCGAGCGGGAUGAGCGCGCGGAUGCUGGCGGAUGGGGCGGAUAGGGCGAAUGGGGGACUGCUUGAAGGAGUGUCGGGCUGGAGUGAGCAUCGGGCUUUGGGUCGUGACAAGGUGAGGCAGGGUCGUGACAAGGUGAGGCGGGGUCGUGACAAGGUGAGGUGGUGUGACAAGAGGGGUGGAUGGGGAGCGGACUUUGGCGGGAAGAUGGAGAAAAGGCGAUGGAGAACGAUGGAGCUGGGCAGAACGAUGUGCAAACGGCGUUGUUUCUACUAAUCUGCAAAUCGUACCCGUUUUUCCUCAGGGCUACCCGUUUUUCCUCAGGGCUACCCCCAAAGUGCAGCACCGGACCCUCGGUUCCACUUCUCCUCCCUCUUCUCACCCUCUUUCUCUCCCGCCUUCUCCCCCCAGGAUUCUAUUUAUCAGACUUUUUUUGUCUGAUUUUCUGAAUCUGGAAACUGCAACUCCUAUUAUGAAGACACGUUGUGUAUGAAGUUUUACAUAACU
This is a messenger RNA of Closterium sp. NIES-67, 864 nucleotides long. The record is from the annotation of a GenBank genome assembly. NCBI's taxonomy places the organism in Eukaryota, Viridiplantae, Streptophyta, Zygnematophyceae, Desmidiales, Closteriaceae.